Molecule: messenger RNA, 820 nt
Organism: Fusarium redolens
Lineage: Eukaryota; Fungi; Ascomycota; Sordariomycetes; Hypocreales; Nectriaceae
Exons: 4
Coding region: 195-518 (107 amino acids)
Biological process (GO): mitochondrial respiratory chain complex IV assembly
Cellular component (GO): mitochondrial intermembrane space
Source: RefSeq, a predicted model, not a curated record
CCUGAUUUACUCCAUAGUUGCGUUACAGAGGCAGUGCCACGUCACCAGCCACACCUGAUGAUGUUGUUAUCCACUACAAGGUGCUUUAACGAGGUUCGCCACAAGUUGCCUGACUUUUCUACUGUCUAAAGGAACAUGAAGAAGGCAAUAGAUGCACUAGAAAUCAGUCCAAAGACCAGUGAAGAUACGGAAUCAUGAGUACUUUCGGCAGCCCCGGCCCUUUGCCAACUACAAAGCCAACACCCAGACCACAGCGUGGAAGCUUUCCUCUCGAUCAUGAUGGCGAGUGCAAGACUUACAUGACAAAGUAUCUUUCAUGUAUGAAAAAGGUGCGAGGUCUAAAUGAUGAAGAAUGUCGCGACCUUGCAAAGGCAUAUCUAUCAUGCAGAAUGGACAGAAACUUGAUGGCUAGGGACGAAUUCAAGAACCUUGGUUUUACAGAAUCUCCACCUCCUUCAGCUGAGAAAGCGACGCUAGAGGCUGAUAAUGGAACCAAGGGGGUAAAAGAGACUGAUUAAUAUCUCUUCCAUUAAUUACCUAGCUGGGUAGGUAGGUAGGUAUGGGACUCAAAAACUCAAGGAGCUUACUGCCUUAUGUAAAGACAUUGAGGCUGAUACGGACUACAACUCCUUACUGGGGUAGCAUUUGAGCAAAUGAGAGCAAUACACAUCAAAACCUCCAGUCCCCGCUUCAACUACUGUAUCAUAAGAACCUAGCAGAUGGCGGUGGAAGAUUUUCCACUAUAGGAACUGCCGUAUACUUACUUAAGUGUUCCUUGCACCUUGCAAAGCUUCCAACCCAUAAAAAAAAAUCAAUGAGA